Dendronephthya gigantea is the source of this 4269-nucleotide messenger RNA. RefSeq names its product tyrosine-protein phosphatase non-receptor type 12-like. The record is from RefSeq and is a predicted model, not a curated record. Gene Ontology annotation, biological process: peptidyl-tyrosine dephosphorylation. The transcript is spliced from 20 exons. Gene Ontology annotation, cellular component: nucleus; cytoplasm. Gene Ontology annotation, molecular function: non-membrane spanning protein tyrosine phosphatase activity. Bases 275 to 2440 code for a protein of 721 amino acids. Lineage: Eukaryota; Metazoa; Cnidaria; Anthozoa; Malacalcyonacea; Nephtheidae.
UAUACGAUAGAUAAUAAAUGUCUCAAUUAUCUGUUUAGUGUUUAAUGGACGAAGCAACAGAAAUGUACAUCAUGUUCAUUUCCUGAUCGAAGUUCAAAUUUGGUUAGGCAAACUUUACUCGCAAGUAAACCUUUUGCAGCGGUUAAACCAGAAAAAUAUCCUGUCAGACGUUUUUUAAGGGUAAUGGAAACCGAUAGGUUGCAUUUUCACAAAUAUGGUUGUGUUUGAAGAGUUGCCAUAAUUUGGACCACAUUCAUCGCACAAAUUUGCCACGAUGGAAACAGCCUUUAAACAAUUCGAGAAAACAAUAAAUGUUCUUGGUGAAUUAGACCAAAAUGGUGAAAGCGGUUUCGCUCGAGAAUUUCAAGCACUCCGACAGACUUCAUUCAAGUACAAAGCCAAGGGAAAUACUGCCUAUGCAACCAAAGCUGGAGAAUGUCUCUCAAAUAGAGCCAAGAAUAGAUUCAAGGAUAUUUUACCAUUUGAUCACACUCGAGUUACCAUUCCUCCCUUUGGUGAUGAUGAUUCUGACUACAUCAAUGCUAACUUCAUCAAGGGCGUUGAUGGUGAAAAAGUAUAUAUUGCUUCGCAAGGUCCUCUUCCCAACACAGUAAACGAUUUUUGGCGCAUGUUAUGGUCGUAUAAAGUCAAGGUGGUUGUGAUGUUAUGCCGUGAGGAGGAAAAUGGCAAGAAAAAAUGUCAUCGGUAUUGGUGCGAAGGUGACGAGGACAAUCUCACUUUUGGUGAAAUUAUAGUAAAAACCGAAAGAACUAUCGGCGUUGGAAAUGAUUUUGUAAUGCGAACUCUUGUCGCCGAAUCUCAUGGCGAAAAACUUACAAUCACCCAGUUUCAUUACACAGCUUGGCCUGAUCAUGGCGUUCCUACGACUGCAUUACCUCUGAUUAAUUUGAUCAAGUUAGUACGUGAAUAUCAACCUGAGGACAACCCGCCCAUUAUAAUGCAUUGCAGUGCUGGUUGUGGGCGCACCGGAACAAUUUGUGCUUUGGAUUACACGCGCUCUUUGCUGAAAGAAACGAAAUACAAAGAACUUAUUCCAUACCGAAUUGUCGAGAAUCUCAGAAAACAAAGACAUGCUAUGGUUCAAACUAAGGGACAAUACGAGUUUUUAUGUCGAGCGAUGCUUUCGUUAUUCCGAGAAAAGCUUGAUUUACCAAUCGAGGAAAUCCAUGAUCACCAUUUAUACGAGAAUGUCAGUGUUCCGCGCACGCAAAGUUCCGACUCCGAUUCUGACUUGAUACCUCAAUCCCCAAUAUCUAUUGAUAAAACUCCACAUCCGAAGGUCAUGAAAAAGAAGGAAAAACCGUCUGCAGCAAAAUUAGAACAAAAAAUUGGUUUACCUCAAGGAGGAAGCUCACAACCAACACGUGUUGGCCAAACGUCACAACAACAUCCCUCCGAGAACUACGUCAAUGUUUCAAUUGAUUUAAUCGACUUUUCUGCUGAUACGUCAAAGAGUGCAGGCGUACCAAAACCAGCCGUGGCAAAUACUAGAAAUGGCAUAAGUACGCCGGAUGGUGGGAGACAAAAGGUCCCUCUCUCACGACAAGCCUCGGCUCCUGAUUAUGUGAUAGUGGACAGAUCACGAAAUACUUUUGAUGAUGACCAUUCUGACUACGUCGUCGCCCCUCCCCGAGGCUCCCCUAGAUCCACUAGCGCGCUUCCAGCUUCUAACUCCUAUGAGAAUAUCCUAAUUCCAGCGCCCAAGCCGCGUCCCCCCACGACCAACCGCCCUGCGGUUCCAACAAAACCCAAUGUGGCGCCAACAUCUACGUCGAAAUAUGAAAACGUUGAUGUUCCACCUAGAAGGUCCCCAAAUCACGUAGCUAAUUCGUCUAAUGACCGCUCUGGCAAAUCGCCCGUAAAAGCACCAUUACGCAAGGACCUACCUCGUUCAUUGAGCAGCUCGAACGAUCACGAGUAUCGUAGUGCACUUGCGGACCAAAAGUUCUCUACUAUCGGUUCAAGUCUCGGCGCAAAAUAUUCCGACCAGAUGAAAGCUUUGGACGGUAGAAGAGCCAAGGUCUUGCCAACGGAAGACACUGACCAGGAACAUAACGAUAAAGUAUUCCCGAACGAACAGGAUGUGAAUAGCAGUCUUUAUUCAAGUGUAAACAAAAGCAGGAGUUGUAGGAGACCGAUGAAUGAGAACACUUUUAAGGGAGUUGAUAGUGUGGACGGGGAGCGUGCGCCAGCCGUUCCAAGAAAAACACCCGAACUUCUCUCCAUCGUUGAACCACAUGACCAAACUAACGAAUCAAAGGGGACGAGUAAAAGUUCUUCAUUAACGAACAAGAUUUUGUCCUUGUCAAGAAGAAAUGAAGUUAGAGGAACCUUGUUGGAUAAUAUUGGAUACGAAAAGAGGGUUCCGAAACCUAAAGGACCUCGGAACCCACCCAGCAGUUGGAAGAUGAAAUGUUGAACUAUUGUACAUCAACAGCUCAACUUCCCUUGGUAAAUUUAUCAGUAUGGUAACCUUGUGUUUUGCGCAAAAGUUCUAUUUUUCUCGGAUCUUGCACUUACGUAAAUCACGAUGAGAGGUUUUCAGACAGGAAUACUGAAAGGAAAUUAACAUCUUAAAAAUGAUAUAAAAUGCAUGCUUUUUACUUAGAAUUUUAAAUGCAUGCGAUCUCGCGCUCUGGUGUGCCGCAAGUCAUAGGUAUAACCUAUAACAUUUUAUUAAUAUGGUAUAAACACGGCUACUUCCUACGUAAGGCAUUCCGACGUAAGGCUUACAAUUACACGUGCAGUUACAGUUGCAGUUACACGUUUUUCCUCUAUAUGUAAACACGCAUUGGCAACUUUCACAAUAUUUUAGUCAGUCGAUAAAUUGAAUGCUCAAUUUUUAAGACAACAAACUUUGUUUAUUCAUUCACUUGUUGAUCUAAAAAAGUAAUGUGGAUGUUUCCGUCUCCUCUCCGUGCAUGUAAGCGAUUUUUUUCGAUGGUGUAUACACAUGCACAAAACAGUUUAAAACAGUUUCAGUGAAUCACUCUAAAUUUUCAGUUAAAUGGGAAGCAGCCUCAAUGUAAUGAAUCAUUUCGUAUUAAAGGAUAGUUACCUUUUAGCAAUACAGUGUAGUUAGUGACAGAAUUGGCCAAUUAAAAUCGCAGUAGUUAUAUUAAUAAGGGCUCCUAGAAAACAGUCUUCAUUCCGUGAAGUAUAGUAAUAAAAUCGUUUUUAUACAAAUUUAUACAUUGAUUUGACGCAUUUAAAAUGAUUUAAAUUUAUUUUACGAAAUAAAUCAUGGUAAUUGCACUGAGUGGAGUGCAAUUUGGUGUGAAAUCAAACGCGUGAUUACAAAACGACACGAAGUGCAAUUUCCACUUUAUUAUAUUCAUUUUCAAAUCGUACAAAAAAUUAAACAAAUUCAAAACGAUUUAUUGGUUGAAAGAACCAUAAACGGUAUAAAAUGUGAAUAAUUUUCAUCUAUUUUUGUCAAGAAAUUUUGCGGGGCAUUUAAAAAUUGAAAAUAAAAAAAAAUUGUGCCAUUUUCCCCUGCAAUAUGAUUGGAUAGUUGCACUAAAAUACGAAAUCUUAUUGGUUAUUGUGGUGCAGAGCUUCAAUCUUAUUGGCAUAUAAAUGAUGUGAUUAAUGCUUAAAAAUAGUACGAUAUAUAAUCACACUAUUUAUUAACCAAUCAGAUUGCAAGAAACACCAUUGAUUUCAAAAUGAAUAUAAUAAAGACGUAAACCUCGUAUUAAUGAGGUAUUUAAUUUUUCAUUGAAUAAAAUUGAAUGGAAUUGUGUUUUUAUAGUCAAUUUGUGAUUUUGAAAAAUUGAUGGAAUACUGUGAAGUUGACCUUUGGCUUUGCUCCCCACUUGAGUUAGUUCAGAAUUUUGAAGUUGUUCAUUGUAAAGCACACUUUAUACAACUCGUUAUAUAUAAAUACAUUCUCAUGCAUGCAUGAGUGGUGGGAAUUGUAUGUUGGCUAAUUUGAAAGAAAUUUUCACGGAUAGCCAGUACUAACAACUAAAAGACCCCAUAGGAAAUAUUGAAUGCAAAAAAUUGUAGUGUUUUUCUGCAAACACGUUGACAUUUAGUGCAAGUUGUGAAGACGAAACUCUUUGUUGACUUGACAACAGUUACAAUAUUCGCAUGGCAUGAAGGGCUAACAUAUUUCUAUACAAUGUCAACUUUAUUGUUGUCGAUCUGGUCAUCCUAUAAUCAUCUGCGCUUUGGAUAUUUUUAUCGCUUUUAUUAUAUUUUUUCCAGGAGGCUGUGUCAUCCACCUGGCUUUUGAUUGUAAGC